Messenger RNA from Diatraea saccharalis (sugarcane borer), 1074 nucleotides. Lineage: Eukaryota; Metazoa; Arthropoda; Insecta; Lepidoptera; Crambidae. The record is from the annotation of a GenBank genome assembly.
AUGAAUAAAAACUGUGCGGCAUGCUGUUCAACGAUUGAAGGCGACGAUUAUUUUAAGUGCUCGAGAUGCAGUGAUUUUUAUCACCAUUUGUGCCUUAAUUAUUAUGCGUCUGAGGAUAUAUCAAACGAGUUGAAGGUUUGCUGGCUGUGUCCUAGCUGUAUCAAUAAACAACCAAAGGGCGAUAACUCAAACUCAUUAAUAAGACCGUCUACACCUACAGGCCUCGCUGAUAUAACGUUUACGGCGACGCGUCGUAAACCGCAAAAUAAGCAAGAAACUGCGUCGGUUUCCUUCUGUUCUGAAUGUGUAUCCCGCUCCGAUAUCAAAGAAAUGAUAAGUAAUGAAAUGAAAAAAGCUUUCCAGGUCUGUCUGGCUGAAUUCAAUAAGUCCUUAAAUACGCAACUAGAAAAUCUAAACGAAAAAUUCUCCGAAAUCAAAGGUAGCAUUGAAUUUAUGAAUAAUCAGUUCGAGUUAUUCAAAUCAAACGUUCAUGCGAAUAAUGAAGAAUUAAAAGUUUUAAAGAAAAAAAAUGAGCUGCUGCGUAGUGAAGUGAAUUCUCUAAAUUAAAGCAUAAAACAAAUGGACCAGCUGAGUCGUUCCAGUAACCUUGAAAUACAAUGUGUACCUGAACAUCGUUCGGAAAAUAUAAUUAGUUUGAUUAAGCUAGUUGGCCAAGUAGUUCACCAUCCAAUUAGUGAAUCGGACAUCCUGUACUGUUCAAGAAUUGCUAAAAUGAACUCCAACAGUUCCAGACCACGUUCUAUAUUAUUGAGAAUGUGUUCACCGCGGGCACGGGAUUCACUUUUGGCAGCCGUAUUAAAGUACAAUAAGUCUAAUCCCCAUAAUAAACUUAAUACAAGCACCCUGGGUAUCGACGAUAAGAAAAGUGCCGUCUUUGUUGUUGAAAAUCUCACUUCAGAAAACAAGAACUUACACGCCGCAGCCAGAGUUCGUACCAAAGAACUAAAAUACAAAUUUUUAUGGGUACGCGGCGGUCGUAUUUACAUAAGAAAGUCGGAAAGCUCGGAACCUAUUUUUGUACGCGAUUUGGAUGUUUUAAAGAAAAUAACUUGA